AUGGAUGACAUUUAUAAGGCAGCGGUUGAACAGCUGACAGAAGAGCAAAAAAAUGAGUUCAAGGCUGCCUUUGACAUCUUCGUGCUGGGGGCAGAGGAUGGCUGCAUCAGUACCAAGGAGCUGGGGAAGGUGAUGAGGAUGCUGGGGCAGAACCCCACCCCUGAGGAGCUGCAGGAGAUGAUAGAUGAGGUGGAUGAAGAUGGCAGCGGCACGGUAGACUUUGAUGAGUUCCUUGUUAUGAUGGUCCGGUGUAUGAAAGAUGACAGCAAAGGAAAAACUGAAGAGGAACUCUCAGAUCUCUUCAGGAUGUUUGAUAAAAAUGCCGAUGGCUACAUCGACCUUGAAGAGCUGAAGAUCAUGCUUCAAGCAACGGGAGAGACCAUCACCGAGGAUGACAUUGAAGAACUGAUGAGAGAUGGGGAUAAAAACAAUGAUGGCAGGAUUGACUAUGAUGAGUUCCUGGAGUUUAUGAAGGGAGUUGAAUAA
Messenger RNA from Egretta garzetta (little egret), 486 nucleotides. It is a transcript of the gene TNNC1, whose product is annotated as troponin C1, slow skeletal and cardiac type. The record is from RefSeq and is a predicted model, not a curated record. Gene Ontology annotation, molecular function: calcium ion binding. The coding region runs from base 1 to 486 and encodes 161 amino acids. Lineage: Eukaryota; Metazoa; Chordata; Aves; Pelecaniformes; Ardeidae. The transcript is spliced from 6 exons. Gene Ontology annotation, cellular component: myosin II complex.